Molecule: messenger RNA, 921 nt
Organism: Acaulospora morrowiae
Lineage: Eukaryota; Fungi; Glomeromycota; Glomeromycetes; Diversisporales; Acaulosporaceae
Source: the annotation of a GenBank genome assembly
AUGCCAAUUGACUCGGCGACUUCAGCUCUGAAUCUCUCGUUCUCUCCUACAACCUCUGCUACGGGAGUUAUAAUCCCUCAAAGCCGUUCUUUCACAGUAUCGGUAAACCCAGUAGUGCUGUUUUCUAUUCUCGAUCAUUUUCUUCGAAGACAAGAAAAUCAACACCGAGUCAUUGGCACUUUGCUAGGUGUUAGAAGUGAAGACGGGAGUGAAGUUGAAGUUCGAAAUUGCUUCCCUGUCCCUCACGAUGAAACCCAAAAUCAGGUUGCCGUAGACAUGGAAUACCACCACAACAUGUUUGAACUUCAUAAAAAAGUUAACGCAAAAGAAGUGAUUGUUGGGUGGUAUGCUACUGGCUCUAAUCUCAAUCAGUGGAAUGCUCUUAUUCAAGAUUUUUACUCAAAAGAAGUAUUUCCACCGUUUCAAGCAAUUCAUUUGACAAUGGACACCGACCUGAAAAAUGAAGAAAAACUACUGGGUGUCAAAACCUAUGUUAGUGCACCUAUUGGAAUUUCUGCUAAGCCAGAAAAUUGUCUAUUUUUGCCUGUUCCAUGUGAUGUUAAAUAUUUUGAUGCGGAACGGAGUGGACUUGACCUGCUUGCUUCUGCAAAGGAUCGACCUGAUCGGUCUACUUCCUUAAUUUCUGAUAUGGAUCACCUUGAAAAAACGAUUUUAUCAGUUCAAGAGAUGUUAGAGAGAAUUACGGAUUAUGUGGACAAGGUCUUGAAUGGAAGUGUGCCAGCUGAUAACAAUAUUGGUCGUUUUCUAAUGGAUACAAUUUCAGUAGUGCCAAAGAUCGAUAAAACGGAAUUCGAAAAAAUGUUUAACAGCCACCUACAGGAUUUGUUGAUGGUCGUCUAUCUUGCCAAUAUGACUCGCACUCAACUUGCCAUUGCAGAAAGAUUACAACUUCUUACAUAA